Recurvomyces mirabilis is the source of this 666-nucleotide messenger RNA. RefSeq lists its product as uncharacterized. Gene Ontology annotation, biological process: transcription by RNA polymerase II. The transcript has 2 exons. Gene Ontology annotation, cellular component: nucleus. Lineage: Eukaryota; Fungi; Ascomycota; Dothideomycetes; Mycosphaerellales; Teratosphaeriaceae. The coding region runs from base 1 to 666 and encodes 221 amino acids. The record is from RefSeq and is a predicted model, not a curated record. Gene Ontology annotation, molecular function: transcription coactivator activity.
AUGGCGGGCAAGAAGGCAACAGGCGACAACUCGAAGAAGGUCGCGGGGAAUACGAAGAAGGCAGAGGCGGUGGCGAGCAAGAAGGCAGUAUCGGAUGCUAAGGUAGCUCAAGCAGAGGACGCAGAGUGGCAGAAAGGGUCGAAGGACAACAGCAAAGCCGCCGCCGCGCAAGCCAAAGCAGAAGAAGCCGCUCGUAAGAAAGCAGAGAAGGAGGCCCUGCUCAAGGAAGAGGAGGCCUCUCUACCUAGUAAGCCCGCUAAAGGCAAAGCACCACCACCCAAGAAGUCUCGCGGCCUCGAUCUCUCUGGCCUUGACGAUCCUGCCACGUCCAAAGCACCCCUCUCCGCUCUCAACGCAACGGGCAUCGACAAUGCAUUAGAUGCACUCUCGCUUACCUCCGCCAACAACGACAAAAUCGAUCGUCACCCGGAACGUCGUUUCCCAGCUGCGUACAAGGCGUACGAGGAGCGGCGGCUUGAGGAGAUGAAGGACGAAAAGGGUUUGCGUCGACAGCAGAAGAUCGAACAGAUCAGGAAGGAGUUUGAGAAGCAUCCAGACAACCCAUUUAAUCAGGUGGCGGCAACGUACAAUAUGAGUAAGGAAGAGGUCAAGGCUUUGAAGGAGGGAGAGAAGGAAAGGAAGGAGGGGCUAUUGACGGGAAGCUGA